AUGCCCAUCACACUUGACUCUGGCACCCGUCACUUCAUGUCAACGCUUUCCAAUCUCACAUUGAAUCAUAUACGUUUAUCUACAGCAUCGGAUAUGACUUCUAUCGAAAUUACCCAGCGGCUAUUUGGCAAUUCGUUGAAGACUUCAGUCAUUGGAUACCUCUGUUUUCGACCUCAUCCAAUCAGUAUUCCGAGUACCUGUGUCACAGUAGGCAGGUCUUCAAAUCAUCUCAGACAAACACUCUCUGUGCAACCCAACCCUCUCAAAUUUGAUCUCAUAAAAUAUGUUGCUCAACUACGGGAAGGAAUUCUAGAGACAUACACUGUAGUCGUCACUGCAUUCAAGAAUACCCAGAGAGCACCCGCACUACUCCCUUACAUGCCAUCCUUGAGCUCGUCCAUCAAUGUCUAG
Molecule: messenger RNA, 411 nt
Organism: Suillus discolor
Lineage: Eukaryota; Fungi; Basidiomycota; Agaricomycetes; Boletales; Suillaceae
Exons: 5
Coding region: 1-411 (136 amino acids)
Source: RefSeq, a predicted model, not a curated record